UACGCGGUAAUGCUUGCUUUGGGACUAGCGGCUCAGCCUUACAGUUGGUGCAUGGCUUCUUUCUUCCCCUCCUUUCUAUCUUAUCCAUCUGCAAUCAGACGAACAACUUGAAGUCAGAUGUCAUGAUCAAUCAUAAUGUCUCUGCCCACCGGCCAGGGAAUCCUCCAACUGCAAGUCCCGAGUGCGCAGCCAGAGCGCAUCUACCAUGCCCGUCGUGCGCAUCGGAAGUCCCGCCAUGGAUGCACCCAGUGUAAACAACGUCGAGUCAAGUGCGACGAAUCCAAGCCCCAUUGUCUCCGCUGUCAGAAACUCCAUUUGGAUUGUAGCUACCGCCCUAGUCCAAGUAAGGAGCUGGCUCAGCUCCUGACGAGCUCGCCGGACUCGCGCGCCUACACCCUGGCGCUGAACGCCGUGGGCACUCGCAUCCAGAGUCUCCUGCAGUUACCCUCGGGGGCUUCAGUCAGUGUGCGCAUCCAAGCUCUACAUCACUUCUACGGCCUCUCCGACCCGGACUUAGGACCGGAAGCUCCGCAAGUGGAGUUCCAGAAACGACUUAUUCAGAAGGGGUUUGAGACCCCCUUCCUAAUGCACGCCAUCAUCGCCACCGCAACCUCCCACCUCCGCUACCACCACCACCACUCCCUCGCCAACCACUCUCCCCAAACCUACCGCACCACAGAAUCCUACCACUGGCACCAAGCCAUCACGCAAUACGCCCGCGAACUCCACACCAUCGGCCCCGAUAACAUGGACGGACUGUUCUCCGCCUGCAUCCUCCUGACGGUCCGCGCCUUCGAGCUGGAGACGUACGACCCUUCUUCCUCGUUCGUGUUUGCGAGCCACCCGGCGCCGGCGCUGGGGUGGUUGACGGUGCAGGUGGGGUUGCGCAGACUUCUGGAGGCGACGGUGGCUUGGCAGAGGGGGAGUAUGUGGUGGGAUGUGUUUAUGAGGGAUUCCCGGAAGUAUCGGGGGAUUUUUGAGGGAGGGGAGCAGGAGGGGGGUGGUGGUGGUAUUGGUAGUGGUAGGGAAGAGAAGGGGGGAUAUGGGGAUGGGUUGGAUCCGUAUUUGGUUGAAUUGUGUGGGAUUCGUUCGCGGGCGGCUGGUGGUGGUGGUGGUAGUGGUGGUAGUGGAAAUCCGUACUAUGAGCCGGUGCGGACGUUGUGUGGGUUGGAGCUUUUGGAGCCUGGGAUGAGGAGCUUUGGGGCGUAUGCUGGGUGGAUGGGUCGGUUGGAGAGCUCGUUUUUUGAGAAGUUGAUCCAGAAGGAGGUUCCGGCCUUGGUGGUGCUGAGGAGGUGGUUGGUACUGAUGGGGAGCUCGGGGUUGUGGUGGGUUGGGUUGCGGGUGAGGUCGGAGGUUGAGGCGAUUUGUUCGUUUCUUGGGGAUGGGGAGGGGUUUGUAGGUAGAGGGUAG
Messenger RNA from Aspergillus saccharolyticus JOP 1030-1, 1410 nucleotides. RefSeq names its product Zn(II)2Cys6 transcription factor domain-containing protein. The record is from RefSeq and is a predicted model, not a curated record. Gene Ontology annotation, biological process: regulation of transcription by RNA polymerase II. The transcript has 3 exons. The coding region runs from base 136 to 1410 and encodes 424 amino acids. Lineage: Eukaryota; Fungi; Ascomycota; Eurotiomycetes; Eurotiales; Aspergillaceae. Gene Ontology annotation, molecular function: DNA-binding transcription activator activity, RNA polymerase II-specific; zinc ion binding.